CCCACCCCGAGGUUCGCAGUUAUAAAAGACGCGUGCCGUGCCUCACUUUGAUGGAGUUCUCUUCGAGACCGCAAAGGUUCAGUGUCCUGCCUGGCAGUCUCUAAACAAGCAAAAAAUAAACAACAAAAAAUAUUCCAAGUGAAACUAAAACUGAAAAUAGUGUCAUUGAAAGAGCAUUUAAAGUGAUAUUACUGCAAAAUAGUUUACAAAAAUUCAAGCCGGGAAAAUGCAUUUCGUUACCAUCUCAAUACUAGUGUGCUGCUCUCUGGGACUCAGCUGGGCCAACGAGUGGGGCUAUCCGGACUUGGACAACAAUAAGGAUGCGCCGUUUCCCGAUUGGGGCGGUCUGUGCGAUAGUGGCAAGAGACAGAGCCCCAUCAAUCUGGCGGCCAAGUGGUCGCUCCGGGGCAAGUUCGAUGCGUUGAAGUUCCAGAAGUACCGCUACGUCCAGAAGAAUCUGGAAAUGGUCAACAAUGGCCAUUCAAUACAAAUCGAUGAUUUUGAUGAUGUGCUGGUGAUGGAGGGUGGCGGCUUGGCGCACGAGUACGAGCUGGAGCAGAUCCACUUGCACUGGUGGUCGGAGCAUACCAUCAAUAGCGUGCGAUACCCCCUGGAAGUGCAUAUUGUGCACCGCAACAAGCUCUAUCCCAACAUGACGAUUGCGACCAACUUUAAGGACGGCAUUGUGGUCCUCGGCGUGCUCUUUCAUGUUUCGAAUACACCCAAUGAUGCCAUCGCCUCCAUCAUCAAGAACCUGGAGGACGUGAAGGAAUACAGUCGCAUCAACAAGCCCGUUACGGUGUCCAGCUCCUUGGCGGUGGACGAUCUGAUGCCACAGUCAACGGGGAACUAUUACACCUAUGCUGGUUCUUUAACUACGCCAUCCUGUGCCGAGGCCGUGAUCUGGAUUGUGUUCACCGAGACGCUUCCCGUGACCCUGGAGCAGGUCGAGCAGUUCAAAGAAAUCGAGUACUCAAAUGGCAAGCAGUUGCACAACAACUUCAGGAACCUUCAGAGCAUUAACAACCGAGCCGUGGUCCUGGUCGAGCUUGAUGAUAAUCGUUCAGGCGCCGCAGCUGGUCGCACGGCCUCUCUCGGCCUGAUCCUGAUACUCGGACUGGCGGCCCAGAAGUUCGUCCUGUAGAUGCGGGUCGGAGCUUAGCCGAGCAGAAAGGAGAGUAGAAGAUGCAGAUGAGGAGCAGCCAUAGACAUACUCGUACCAAAGAAUGCACUGAAGUUCUCAGUGUAGCUACAACGAAUUUUUGAGAAGAUAUCCAUGACAGGGAGACGCAGAGACGCAGAGUUAAAAUACUCAUUAGCUAUAAUUAUAAUGCAGAACAUGUCAGCUAGUCAGCUUAUGUUAGAUUCAUCGCGUGCAAAGUUCACGAAAAUAUAUAACAGUCGCAAUAAAACCAAAAACAUUUUACACACA
Molecule: messenger RNA, 1432 nt
Organism: Drosophila persimilis
Lineage: Eukaryota; Metazoa; Arthropoda; Insecta; Diptera; Drosophilidae
Gene: CAH7
Product: carbonic anhydrase
Exons: 4
Coding region: 227-1144 (305 amino acids)
Cellular component (GO): cytoplasm
Molecular function (GO): zinc ion binding; carbonate dehydratase activity
Source: RefSeq, a predicted model, not a curated record